GGUAGCGCCGCGCCGGUGUCGUCGCCACCGCGGCGGGGGUAAUGCAUGCGGUGGCACCGGGGCUGCUGCGGUUGUUCCAGCUGCCGUGAUGAGGCUGAGGAGCUCGCGGGCGGUGGCGGUGGGGGCGGCGGCCGUACUGGGGGUGGUGGUGCUGCUGCAUUGGGCGGGGGGCGGCGGCGUGCACGCGGCCACGGCGGCGGAGAAGGGGGUGCUGCUCGAGUUCAAGGCCGCCGUGAAGGACCCGAACGGCGCGCUCGCGUCGUGGACGGCGGGGGGUGACCCCUGCGUGGACUUCGCCGGGGUCACGUGCGACCCGUCGUCCCGGGCCGUGCAGCGCUUGCGGCUCCACGGCGCGGGCAUCGCCGGGGAGCUGACCCCGUCGCUGGCGCGGCUGGCGGCGCUCGAGUCCAUCUCGCUCUUCGGCAACAGCCUCUCCGGCGGCAUCCCCUCCAGCUUCAGCGCGCUGAGCGGCACGCUCCACAAGCUCAACCUCAGCCGCAACGCCCUCUCCGGCGAGAUCCCGCCGUUCCUCGGCGCGUUCCCGUGGCUCCGGCUGCUUGACCUCUCCUACAACGCCUUCUCCGGUGAGAUCCCCGCCUCGCUCUUCGACCCCUGCCUCCGCCUCCGGUACGUCUCUCUCGCGCACAACGCCCUCACGGGGCCCGUCCCGCCCGGCAUUACCAACUGCUCGCGCCUCGCGGGGUUCGACUUCUCCUACAACCGCCUCUCCGGCGAGCUCCCGGACCAGCUCUGCGCGCCGCCGGAAAUGAACUACAUCUCCGUCCGAAGCAACUCGCUCUCCGGCGCAAUUGCCGGAAAGCUCAACGCUUGCCGGAGCAUUGACCUGCUCGACGUCGGGAGCAACCAUUUCUCCGGAGCGGCCCCUUUCGGCCUUCUUGGCCUGGUAAACAUAACCUACUUCAACGUCUCGUCCAACGCCUUCGAUGGUGAAAUCCCCAACAUUGCAACGUGUGGUAGCAGAUUCUCCUACUUUGAUGCCUCCGGGAACCGGCUCACCGGGCCAGUGCCGGAGAGCGUGGCCAGUUGCCGCAGCCUGAGAGUUUUAGAUUUGGGGGCAAAUGCUCUUGCUGGAGAUAUACCACCAAGUAUUGGGGCAUUGAGGUCACUUUCAAUGCUCAGGUUGGCAGGCAAUGCAGGCAUUGCCGGAUCAAUCCCUGCCGAGCUUGGAGGAAUGGAGAUGCUUGUCACACUUGACCUCGCUGGCCUUGCUCUUGCCGGAGGCAUUCCGGGGACCCUGAGCCAAUGCCAAUUCUUGCUUGAGCUGAACUUGUCUGGCAACCAAUUAGAGGGAGCAAUCCCGGAUACUUUCAACAACUUGACUUACCUCAAGAUACUAGAUCUUCACAAGAACCGCCUUGUAGGGGGCAUUCCAGUGACACUUGCGCAGCUCACAAACCUUGAUCUUUUAGACCUCUCACAGAACCAACUGACUGGACCAAUUCCUUCAGAGCUUGGAAAUCUCUCUAAUCUGACCCAUUUCAAUGUGUCCUUCAAUGGACUCUCAGGAAGGAUCCCUGCCUCGCCAGUUCUGCAGGGUUUUGGUAGGUCUGCCUUCAUGGGUAACCCAUUGCUAUGUGGACCGCCACUAAACAAUCUGUGUGGAGCAAGCCGGAGGGCGAAACGAUUGGCUGUGUCUGUCAUAAUUGUUAUAGUCGCUGCGGCGCUUAUACUUAUUGGUGUUUGCACUGUUUGCGCUAUGAACAUUAAGGCUUACAUGAGAAGGAGUAAAGAGGAGCAAGAGGGGAAGGAGGAAGAUGAGGUGCUGGUGUCUGAGAGCACACCGAUGCUUGCAUCUCCAGGUACACAAGGCUCAAAUGCCAUUAUUGGAAAGUUGGUGCUUUUCAGCAAGAGCUUGCCUUCAAGGUAUGAAGAUUGGGAGGCAGGAACUAAGGCACUUCUUGACAAAGACUGCCUUGUUGGUGGUGGGUCUGUUGGUACAGUUUACAAGGCCACCUUUGAGAAUGGUUUAUCCAUUGCUGUGAAGAAAUUGGAAACACUGGGAAGGGUGAGAAGCCAGGAUGAGUUUGAGCAGGAGAUGGGCCAGCUUGGUAAUCUUAGCCACCCCAAUCUGGUUGCCUUUCAGGGCUACUACUGGUCAUCCUCAACACAAUUGAUUCUGUCAGAAUUUAUGGUCAACGGGAGUUUGUACGAUCACCUUCACGGGAGUCAUCAUACAUUUUCUGGAAACAGCACCGGAGUCGGUCUCUCAUGGCAGCAGAGGUUCAAGGUUGCACUUGGAACAGCACGAGCACUUGCAUACCUUCACCAUGACUGCCGACCACAAGUCCUGCAUCUCAACAUCAAGUCCUCCAACAUAAUGCUAGAUAAAGAAUAUGAGGCCAAAUUGUCUGACUAUGGAUUUGGAAAGCUGUUGCCCAUUCUAGGUAGUUACGAAUUGAGUAGAUUACAUGCUGCCAUUGGGUACAUUGCCCCAGAGUUAGCAUCUCCAAGCUUGAGAUAUAGUGACAAGAGUGAUGUAUUUAGCUUUGGUGUGGUGUUGCUUGAGAUUGUGACAGGGAGGAAACCCGUGGACAGCCCUGGGGUGGCAACAGCAGUGGUUCUGCGUGAUUAUGUCAGAGUGAUAUUGGAGGAUGGGACUGUGUCGGACUGCUUUGAUCGGAGCAUGAGAGGAUUUGUUGAGGCUGAAUUAGUCCAAGUGCUCAAAUUAGGUCUGGUAUGCACUUCAAACACACCUUCUGGCCGACCAAACAUGGCAGAGGUGGUACAGUACCUGGAGACUGUUAGAACUUAUUCAUGAUCUUCUGACGUCAUGGUACAGUAGCAGAAUAGGAUGUUAAAACAGGAAAAUGUUUUCUGGUUUUUGAACAGACUAUCACAUUGUUUUUAUUCUUUAUUGUGUCCCCAGUUUUAUUUGUAAAAUGUAGAUUUCCAGCUGAAUAAGUGGUUAUUUUGAUCAAAUUAACAAACUCUGUGUUUUUUGGGGUGCUCCCUAGACCCCCUCUUUCUUACUAUGGGAAAUGCAAAUGUAAGAUCAACCACUCUGAAUUGAGUACCUCUUUCUGCAUGUCUGAGCUAAAGAGGAGUUAGUAGUUGGUACUGUCUAAUAGUGUGUCAAGCUUGCAGGGUAGCAAAGGAUCAGUUGAACAAGAGCAUUGUGGUGCAGGAGCAGCUCAUCUAAACCACCUGCUCUCUCCUACUUAUAUCAGCGGUGCCUGAAAGAUCUACAACUCAAAUUCCAUUCUGAAACCACACAUCCAUAAUGGAUGACCUUGAGAUGUCUGAAUUCAACCCAAGGGAAGAACGUGUCAAGCAGCAGAUUUCAGUCCCAUUUCUCUGGGAGGUGAAGCCUGGAGCGCCGAAAAAGGACUGGGCAAUUUCCAAUCCAGUGCCAUCAGCCAUCUCAUGCCCAUCUCCAGCGAAGCUUGUCGUCAGCGUGCCAUUCCAGUGGGAAGAAAAACCCGGGAAGCCUCUCCAAGAUUCAUCUCCAUUUCAUCCUCUGUUUGAUCAUGCUGGGUUUUUUGUGUCUCCUUCCUCGCUAAACCCUUUCUUGGCUGAAAGUGAGGAAGAAUAUUCUCUAGGGUUUGAUCUGGAAGCAUUCGGUUUUCCGGACAGCAAGGAAGCAUCUGGAACUGCAGAAUGCCCAGGUGGUUCCAGUCGCCAUGGCACAUGGUACUCAUUUUCAGAGACAGAAGCUUACAGCAACUCUAGUGGAGACACUUCAGCUCAAGAUUUUCAUUUCCCGCGGGUACCAUCAGAGAAAAGCUGGGAGGUUGCUAACGACAAUGAACAGCUGAAGAAUCCGUGGAGUCCUCCCAAGAGCAAAUUUACACUGGAAGAGCUUAUGAUGCUUAGCCGCAAAUUGGGCUGCGGGCAAGGGAUGCCAGUUGAUGUCAGACAGAAGAGCCUCUCCCUCUCAUCAACGGAACUCAUCAAGAAGUUUUUAAUUGUGUGUUCUUAGCUGCAACCUGCAAGGCACCAUGGUUGCGGCACAUGGACGAACUGUACUGUGUGCACGUGAGAUCCAUAAUUGAGCAAGUUUAGCAAGGUGUGGCUUGUUCCAAGUGUAAAAGCAUUAGUUGUCCUGGUGUUUGUACUGCCGUGCCGCGAAUAUUGUGAGCAAUUUUCGUCUUGUGUUCAGAGAGAAAACUCUGAACUGUCUUUUCUUCCCUGGAUUUCUUUUGGUGAAAGCACUGGAAAUAAAGUUGGCAAGCGUUUAUAAAAGAAGCUGAAACGAUUAUUGUGAUUUGUGGGGAGUAGUUCAUGCACACAAAAUA
Oryza brachyantha (malo sina) is the source of this 4256-nucleotide messenger RNA. RefSeq names its product probable LRR receptor-like serine/threonine-protein kinase At1g12460. NCBI's taxonomy places the organism in Eukaryota, Viridiplantae, Streptophyta, Magnoliopsida, Poales, Poaceae. The coding region runs from base 89 to 2779 and encodes 896 amino acids. The transcript is spliced from 3 exons. The record is from RefSeq and is a predicted model, not a curated record. Gene Ontology annotation, biological process: protein phosphorylation. Gene Ontology annotation, molecular function: ATP binding; protein binding; protein kinase activity.